Messenger RNA from Choloepus didactylus (southern two-toed sloth), 305 nucleotides. RefSeq names its product small nuclear ribonucleoprotein G-like. Lineage: Eukaryota; Metazoa; Chordata; Mammalia; Pilosa; Megalonychidae. The record is from RefSeq and is a predicted model, not a curated record. Gene Ontology annotation, biological process: mRNA splicing, via spliceosome; spliceosomal snRNP assembly. Gene Ontology annotation, cellular component: precatalytic spliceosome; P granule; U5 snRNP. Gene Ontology annotation, molecular function: RNA binding.
AUGAGCAAAGCUCAUCUGCCAGAAGAAAAAUUUAUGGACUAGAAGUUAUCUUUAAAAUUAAAUGGUGGCAGACAUGUCCAAGGAAUUUUGCAGGGAUUUGAUCCCUUUAUGAAUCUUGUGAUCAAUGAUUGUGUGGAGAUGGCAGCUAGUGGACAACAGAAUAACAUUAGAAUGGUGGUAAUAUGGGAAAAUAGUAUCAUGUUAGAAGCCUUGGAACGAGUAUAAAUAAUGUUUGUGUUCAGCAGAGAAAUCAACUGCUUCUACAUGUCCCUUCCCCAAAGGUAUGUUUUUACUGUGAUGUAAUA